This is a messenger RNA of Aspergillus mulundensis, 984 nucleotides long. RefSeq lists its product as uncharacterized. Bases 1 to 984 code for a protein of 327 amino acids. NCBI's taxonomy places the organism in Eukaryota, Fungi, Ascomycota, Eurotiomycetes, Eurotiales, Aspergillaceae. The transcript is spliced from 2 exons. The record is from RefSeq and is a predicted model, not a curated record.
AUGUCCGCUGGCAGGGGCCAAGGCUCCUUUGGGAAAACCAUUGAUAUGCUCCCCUCGACGUUCGCACCCACCCUAACUCGCAGAGAUACGAAUAAAUCCAUAGGCCAUGAAGCUGCUUCCGGAUCAAUUCCUCCCCCAUUAAUGAGUGGCGGGGGUUCUCUCGGUCCGCAGAGCGCGGCAGCGAUCUACCAGCAUAUUCAAGACAUGGCCACGAAGCGAAUAUCUACACUCGACUAUCUCAGGAAGACUCACGAAGGGCGCAUUUAUUGGUUCAACACCGUCCAUUAUUCUCGAAAUGACAUCGGCCGAAUGCCGUACUUUGAUUCCAGGAAGCUUUCUCGCCGUGCGAUUAAUUAUUUGCUUCUUGGUCUAUCUAUCCCCGCCAUAAUCGAUGUCAGUACAACGUCGGGCGAAUAUUUACGUGCGCUAAACGCGCUUUUGAUCGAAUUCGAGACAUUUCAGCAAGUACACCCACCUGAAGGAAGCUCGUCAUCUACGCUUGCCCGAACACGUAUACCGCAAAUGUUUAAGCGCGCCACUCAUGGUGGAACAAAAGCUAGAAGGGCGAGCUCGGCAACUGAGAUUGGUCUUCCCAUGCAGCAUAGUGAUCCUUCCGAUCUAAAGAAUAUGUCAGGUCCUGCUUCAGUGAGCGCGCUUCCACCAUCAGAAGCAUCGGAACUCUUACCUGGAGAGGAAUACGCGUAUCUUCUAACGCCUUCGUUGCCAUUUGAGCCGGACUACUUCGAAACUUUCGUGACUCUAUGCGACGUCUUGAUAGACUGCUAUACACGCCUGGUGACAUUAAUCUCGACGCCUGCCGUUUGCACCGUUGCACUAGGUGAGCUGUUUACCAAAGCGGACGCGAAAAUCCGAAAGAUUAUGGUGGCAGGCAUAGUACGUGAGUUUGAAGAUGCAAGUCGGAACGCAGCUAGAAUUGAGGUGGCUGGUGUUGGCCGUGUCGUAUUAGGAGGCCUUCUGGGAUAG